ACCCACCCCAACACGGUAGCGAGUACGUUCUCCCAGAGGAAUCCUCACGCGGAGUACCGCGCGGAGCUCGCUGUGCAUUCCUUGUCAUUCAGCAGGGGCACCAGCGGAGCCAAGCAGGUGGUUGUAGAAUUUACCAGCCCUCAAAACAGACGGCCACUGCUUGUGUACUGGGACAUUGCACCUACGGGACCCUUUUGAAAGUCAGAAUCGGAGGGUACCAACAAAAAAUAACUAUGCUGCUGGAGUAACACCGUCAUCACAUCCAUAUGCCAGGGGACGAUGGAGUAGGGAUGCUACUGUUAGUGCUGCAUUUGCAGCCAGCCAGGGACACUGAUAAUUUGCAACAUGUGUGUUUUUUAUGCAGAAAACGGUGGACUGUGAACAAGUUUUUGCGGUAAUUAUUCCCAGCUGUGUACUCGCUUGGCAUAUAUUUUAGUGUCAAGUUUUUGUCACACAAAUACCACAGUUGUAGUAUGUCUGCAGCGCCUUCCAGCUCGUCUCACCAGCAGCAGCGGAGUAGAUGCAGCACUACCAGUUCCCCGACCGGGGGUGCCACGGCUAUGCCCCCCAACAACCGGCUACUGCAACCCCUGCGAGCAACUAUACCGUAUCAGCUCCUGCGGGGGGCCAGCCAGCAGCACAGUCCUACGCGGACGCAGUCUGCUUCGGUGGGCAGUAAUACGGGGGUGAUGGCGUCGGCCCGCUGUCCCAGUCCGCCCAGUCCCAUCCUGGAGAGCAGCAACGGACUAGAGAACAAGGGGUUUGGCAAGCAGAGGCGAUCUCCACCGGAGAGCAGGAGCUCACCUGAAAGACAGAGUAGCCCGAGCUCACCAGCGUGUAGAGCAGUUGAACGAACCAAAUCUCAGCGAUUUCGAACUUCAGGUAACAUCAGGCGGACUUCCUCACUGGACACAAUAACAGGGACAUACCUCACAGGACAGUGGCCACGUGAUCCCCACAUACAUUACCCUUCUUGUAUGAGAGACAAGUCUACACAGACUCCCAGCUGCUGGGCAGAAGAUACAGUAGAAAAACGAAGCACACAUCAGCGCUCCGCUUCGUGGGGAAGUGCUGACCAACUCAAGGAGAUCUGUCUGAAUAACACGGGACUGCAUACAGUGUCUCCCACCCCUCUCUACCCAAGUAAUGUAUGGCUACCAAAACAGAAUGACAUCAGUGGCUGGAUAUUAGUGAUGGGUGACUGGAGUGACAUCAGGCAGAUCGCAAAACUCAGGCAGCAGCUGCAGCGCAGCAAACAGAGCAGUCGUUAUAGUAAAGAAAAGGACCGCCAGUCACCACUCCAUGGCAACCACACUGCAAUCUGUCAAACUCAGGCAUCUGUUUCAAAGUCAGUCCCAAUGCAGUUGUCAAAUAUGUCAGUGCCAAAGUCAUCAUCGUCACGGGUGCCAUACAGUGUCGAAGGAAUUAGUCCUGAACUGGAAAAGGUGUUCAUUAAAGACAACGGAGAAAAAGAAGUAACAAAGAUAUGUUCUUGGGACGUACCAGAUGGCCACAAAGCACCUGUACCAUCUCAGUGUCAUAGCAGCACACGCAGCAUUGAUACGCAGACACCAUCUGUCCCAGAACGCAGUAGCAGUUGCAGCAGCCAUUCACCUUGUGUCUCCCCACUUGGCCUUAUUGAAUCUCAAGAGGGUAGUCCAUGUUCUACAGAGGAUCCACUUUACGAGCGAGAUAAAGAGAGUGGGAGUGUGUCACCAUUACCCAAGUAUGCUUCAUCUCCAAAACCCAACAACAGCUACAUGUUCAAACGAGAGCCCCCUGAGGGCUGUGAACGAGUGAAGGCCUUUGAGGAAAUGGCGACACGCCAGCCUAUUUCAGCCCCUAUGUUUUCAUGUCCUGAUAAAAACAAGGUUAAUUUCAACCCUACAGGAAAAGCUUUCUGUCCAGUGAAGUUUCCGGGAUCUCUGUUACCCUCUGCAGACCUGACUCUAAAAAAUUCUUCAAACUCUGGGUCAAAUAUCAGUCAAAGCACAGGACUGAGUAGCAUGCUUCUUGAGCAGCUUUCAUCUCAGGUCUCUCUGUCACUUAGCACCAGCACCGGCGACUCUCCUGAUGUCCUAAUCUACCAACCAACACAACUGCUGCACCAGAAUGUUCUUCACGAAGAGUAGCCUUUAGCCUAGAACCAUGAGGUUACUUACUGUUGGGCAGAGCAGGCCUCUGCCUUAAUAACGAACUCAGAUGUACAACGAUCACACUUGCAUGGAAUACAUAUUGUGAACAAAGGAGAGGAAGAACUUUAAACAUAUUUAAAACCCAUAUUUUCCAGGACAAAUCCUUAAUCACCAGAAACUUUAUAUGAAGCAAAUAAUGCUAGCAAACUGCAUCCAUCAGUAAGUGUUUUAAGUGGAGACUAUGCAUUUCAUUGUCUAGUAUGUCUGACCAAAUAAAUUAGUAUUCUGUCCUGUGUAGUAUUUCAUCUUCCACAGUAUAAAUAAGUAUGUUUGGUAACAAAACAUUGCCUGUCUAAAUAUAAAAAAAAUAUGUCUUGCUGUGUUGUGUGUCUUAUGGAAAAUACUGUACCUUAUUCAGGCUUAUGUUUACAAACUAUCCAGGUGUUUAUGUGUCUAUCUUCUUUAAUACAGUACGUAUAAUGCAAAAAAGAAAAAUAAAAGAAAAAGUAAAACAAAAGUAAUUGCUGCAACAGGUUGCACAGUGCCCACCCAAUGGCCAAGCUUCAGGUACUUCUGUUGAAGUCUAAAACUCAGGUAAUUUGGAAUGUAUGUACACACUAGAAUAUGAAUAUUUAAGGUUACUUAGGUAACGAAAGACAGCAUCACUGUUAAUGCCUUUGUGUGUUUUGUACAUUUAUCUUUCCACAGUACAUUCCACUUGGAAUAAAAAUGAAUUCAGAUUCAGGAAAAUUCCUGGAUAUGGGCGGAUGAAAGAAAAGAACCAGCAUAACUGUGAUGUCUCGCAUCACUUCUCUUGGUUAGAAAAUUUACACCGUUAUCAGACAAACACACAUAUGUAUAUAUAUAUAUAUAUAUAU
Molecule: messenger RNA, 3013 nt
Organism: Protopterus annectens (West African lungfish)
Lineage: Eukaryota; Metazoa; Chordata; Ceratodontiformes; Protopteridae
Gene: GLCCI1
Product: glucocorticoid induced 1
Exons: 9
Coding region: 474-2132 (552 amino acids)
Cellular component (GO): cytoplasm
Source: RefSeq, a predicted model, not a curated record